GGCCACGGGGUGAUUUUUUUUUUGGGCAGCGCUGAGGGCUCCAUCCAUGCUCAGCCCUUCCUGGGGUGCUGCCCCCUCGGUGUUGCGGGGCUGGCGGAGGCGCUGCUGGAGAUGCAGAGCACCCCAAACUACCUCUGGAGCACCGAGGACCUCCUGGGCCAGGGCGCCACGGCCUGUGUCUACAAAGCUCGCAAUAAGAAAUCGGGGGAGCUGGUUGCUGUCAAGGUCUUCAAUAAUGCCAGCUACCUCCGGCCCCAGGAGGUCCAGAUGAGAGAGUUUGAGAUGCUGAGGAAGUUGAACCAUAAAAACAUUGUCAAGUUAUUUGCCGUGGAGGAGACGGGCAGCAGCAAGCAGAAGGUGCUGGUGAUGGAGUACUGCUCCAGUGGCAGCCUGCUGAACGUGCUGGAGGAUCCAGCAAACGCUUUUGGCUUGUCUGAGUCCGAGUUCCUCAUCGUGCUGCAGUGUGUGGUGUCAGGGAUGAACCACCUCCGCGAGAACGGCGUUGUCCACAGAGACAUCAAACCCGGCAACAUCAUGCGGCUGAUGGGGGAGGACGGGCAGAGCAUCUACAAGCUGACGGAUUUUGGGGCCGCCCGAGAGCUGGACGAUGAUGAGAAGUUUGUGUCUGUCUACGGGACGGAGGAAUAUCUCCACCCCGACAUGUACGAGCGUGCUGUCCUGCGCAAGCCGCAGCAGAAGGCGUAUGGCGUCACCGUCGACCUCUGGAGCAUCGGUGUCACCUUCUACCACGCCGCCACCGGCAGCCUCCCCUUCGUCCCCUUCGGGGGACCUCGCAGGAACAAGGAGACCAUGUAUAAAAUCACCACCGAGAAGCCUCCCGGAGCCAUCGCGGGGGUCCAGAGGCAGGAGAACGGGACCAUCGAGUGGAGCUACGAGCUGCCCCUCACUUGCCGCCUCUCCACGGGGCUGAAGGACCAGCUGAUUCCCAUUUUGGCUAACAUCCUGGAGGCGGAUCAGGAGAAAUGCUGGGGAUUCGACCAGUUUUUUGCAGAAACCAACGACAUUUUGCACAGGAUUGUGGUCGACGUCUUCUCCCUGCAGCAGGCUUCCUCCCAUCGCAUCUACAUCCACUCCUACAACACUACCACCAAGUUUUUAGAUGCUGUCUUCAAACAAACUAAUAUAGUCCCUCACCACCAAGAAUAUUUUUUUGAAGGUCAUCUGUAUGAACUGGAUCCUAAUCUACAAGCUCAUAGUUUCUGCACAACCACAGAGCGCAACCCUCUGACCUUGCUGAGCUCUGCUGAGCAACCAGAAGAGGUGGUAGGAGUCAGAUACAGAGACCCGGCACUUGAGUUUCCAAAGUUUGUCCCCAAGGUGGACGUGGUGGCCGACUGCAGCGCAGCCAAGAGCGCGGUGGGGGCCGUGCACCAGACGCUGCGCAUCGCCCAGGCCCUGCGGCGCUGCCGGGAGCUGCUGGCCAGAGGUCUCCACUGGGUGAUUGGGGACCUGAAAACGGAGUGCUCGAGGAUUUUGGAGCAGAGGAGAGGGGCUCAUUCGGUGCUCACCUGCCUGCAGCAAACUGAGGUGAAGACCCUCGUGCUGUACGAGGCUGUUCCUGCAGGUAGCGGGGUGCCAGCUCUGAAGGAUGUGGCCGUGGUGAAGACAAGGCUGCAGAGGGUCUCCGAGGAGCUCUCUCAGUGCUCCCACAACAUCUUCGACCUGCAAGGGGUGCUGGAUGGGAUUUUAUCCGAGCUGGUGAAGCACAGGCAGCAAGUGCAUGAAGACAAAAGCAUCCGGCAGAUCGAGUGCUGCCUGGAGAAGAUGCAGCUGAUCUACAAGCAGUUCAAGAAGGCCAGGACGUGUCUGCGGCUGGGCUACAACGAGGAGCAAAUACACAAACUGGAUAAGGUGAAUUUAGGGCAUCUGGCCAGGAAGGUUCUGUUGAUUUUCCAGGAGGACUGUGUCCAGCGGUACCAGGAGGCCCUGGCCCUCCACGGCAGCAGGAUGAGGAAAGUUUGUGAGAUAAAGAAGCACCUGAAGAGGCUCAGCAACCACAUCAGCGCCUGCAGCGUGGAGACCAUGGAGUGCCAGGACUGCCUGCAGAGCGCUCUGGACAGGUUUCUCCAGAUGGAGAAACAGAGUUUGGCCCCGGAUCCUUCUGCACCUUCACCUGUCCAUCCCAGCCAGGCACGCCAGGAGAUAGCUUUUCGGAUGCAGGAGAUCCUGGAGCAGAUGAGGUCAGUAACUUGUGAUCUCCAGUUCAACAACAGCAUCAUCGAGCGGUUAGGUGGAGCUGCCCCCACUCCUGGUGUUUGAGACGUGGUGAAUUUGCAGCUGCUGAAGCCAAACCGCUUUCCUCAGCAGGGAACACUGACAGCACUUUGGGUCCAGAGCCAUGGAGACGUUUGAUGUUCGUGCUUGAGGAGCUCUCUGUGUCCUACCUCUCCGCUCCAGCACUUUUGCACAGUUGACCAGCAUUAGCUUUGAGUGGCUUCAAGCCUUGAGCCUUUGAAAGUUUGACCAGAAAAUUGGGGGUAUAUUUUUUUCCUUUUUAAAAGUGCUUGAAGGACUUAAUGUUUUUCUAGCUUCUGUGUAUCACCGUGUCGGAUGAUGAAGAGGAAGAGGCUAGACAGACAAA
Calidris pugnax (ruff) is the source of this 2602-nucleotide messenger RNA. It is a transcript of the gene IKBKE, whose product is annotated as inhibitor of kappa light polypeptide gene enhancer in B-cells, kinase epsilon. The transcript has 21 exons. The record is from RefSeq and is a predicted model, not a curated record. Gene Ontology annotation, cellular component: cytoplasm. Gene Ontology annotation, molecular function: protein serine/threonine kinase activity; ATP binding. Gene Ontology annotation, biological process: peptidyl-serine phosphorylation. Lineage: Eukaryota; Metazoa; Chordata; Aves; Charadriiformes; Scolopacidae. Bases 112 to 2280 code for a protein of 722 amino acids.